This is a messenger RNA of Cladocopium goreaui, 384 nucleotides long. The record is from the annotation of a GenBank genome assembly. NCBI's taxonomy places the organism in Eukaryota, Dinophyceae, Suessiales, Symbiodiniaceae.
AUGCCCUUAGACUGGGAUCACGUGUGGACAGAGGUCUUUGAUGGAUCGAAUUGGAUCCCCUUGGAUCAAAACUGUCUGCAUUUCGCACGUCGUCUGAACGAAGGCAUCGGCAGCUGGACCUAUGUCCUGGCCAUCGCCGAUCGCUGCGAGGACACCGAGGAGGUCACGGAAAGGUACCUCCAACACUCCAAUGGGACAGAGGAGGAGGUCUCCGCCUGGCGUCAGCAGAUUCACACUGCGCGCGGCGAUGCCUCAGGCGCGCUGACGCAAAGCCGGACGGCGCAGGGACACCAACUGCAGCUGGCUGGGCUGCGGGUCGCUUGGCAAUCGGCGAAGGACGGCGAGUUGACCAAGAACAAUUGUGAUUUACCCUCAAAAUGGUGA